GCCACUAUUAUUAUUAUUAAUCCUAAUUACUAUUUUCUUUUUAUUGUCUUCAUUAUAACCGGAAAAAAAAAGUGCGAGCGAUUAGCGAGUCCCGAAGCUGCGGAGCAUCGCCUCCUCUCCUCCUCGAUGGCUUUGCCUCCACUGUGAUCAGUGGACGCCGCCCUGUCUCUUUGUGUCUUUCAUUUGCUCGCUUGCCGCCGGCUUCUCGAGUCGUCGGAGUUAGGGAGGGGGAUAUGGGAUGAUGUACUUGUCUGCUCGGGGAUUUAUUGCGUCGAUUUGCUCUCGUUUAGGCUUCGUUCCUGGGUUCCUUUCCGGCCACAUUUUCGAACGCGUUGAGGUACGAGGUUGGUGAGAGUGAGAUCUUCCUCCAUUUGGGGUCCUGGCUUGUUGGGCUUCUGCUGCUGCUGCUGCUGCUGCUGCUCGUGCUCUGGUUCUUUUGGCUAAGAAAAUGGGUCAUUUUUGUUGGUUGCGUGAUGAUCUGCACAACUGCAUUGUGCCUUUGGCAGCUAAUCUUUAUGAUACUGAGGAAAAAGUGAAAAGAGCAUCUGCCAUCAUAAUACACAUGCUUCAUGAUUUCAUAUGUGUUCACCAAAACAUACUCAAAAUGUGAAAAAACAUUAUGACACAUUCAAUACUAUGGGGCAAGAUGUACCUUUGAAAUGUGAAAACCAUUUGCAAACAGAAUCAGGGCCAAAAAUUGUCCCUACCUCUCAUUGCAUUACAAAAGCAGAAGAAAGAGAUAAAAAAGGACAACCCACCAGCAGAUAUUGCCACUUCAAGAGUUUGGAUGAUGACGUCAAAGAAUCAAGCCCCAGCUUUUCCCCGAGCCUCCAUUGCAAAAGCAUGCCUUCUGGAUCAAUUGGAGUAGAUGUUAACAAGAAUGAAGUGGUAAAGAGGGGUUCUAUAUAUCAGAGCUCAAAAGAAGUAAAGAGAAUUAGGAAGCUAAGAGAUGGAAGAAGAAAAGUAGAAUUGGCCAGUGAUGAUGAUGGUGCUUUCCUCUCCUUUGAGAUUGUUGCUUCCUUGCCUGAGCCUAGGUCAAAAGGAGCAGAUAUGUCUGUGCAGCAAAACCUAUCAUCUCUUGUUCUUUUAAAUGCUGAGCAAGCAUCACAUGUUGACACAAAUAGCUCAGUUACAAGAAGAUCCAUGGAGUUCCUAGAUCUUUCAUUCCGUGAUCAUCCUGAAGAGCCUUUGAAUCCCCACAUUUCAUGCUCGGGUUUUGUUCCAGAAGAAAAUAGUCCAGGAGAUAAUCUUUUGGAGAUCUGUCUGCACAUUGAGGAUGCUGAUUAUCCUUAUACUGAUGCAGCUCCUGAGCUGAUCCAAACAGGUUCACUUAGAGAACUGAGAUCUAACUGCAAUCAGAUGCUUGGUUCAGAAAAUAAUGAAAAUAUCGUUACUGAGAAAGAGAGAAUUAAAUCUCUGUCAAAGUCCUUAUCAGCGAAAGCUAGAAAUUUUAGCUCAUCUUGUCAGUCUAUUAAAGCCAGCCCAAAAAAUCGGUUUAGCCCAUUCAAGCGGAUGCUGGAUCCCAUCAAGAAGUCCAAAUCUAUGCGGAACCCACCAGUCAUGGAAGCAGAAGCUCCUGAAGGCAGAGCUAUCCAUCCUGCAAGCAUCAGGAGGAAUGCAUUAACUCUGAGAUCUUUGUUGAAUGAUUUCUCACACAUGAAUAAGAAAAUAGAGGAUGAUGGGCAGUUGAUUGGUAAAGAUCAGGUCUUGGCCAGUGCUGCUUCACCUGCUCACCUACAUGGUAUUCUUAAAUUGGAAUCUAUGAACGGCACCCCAUCAUUUGAGUUCUCUGUAAAAGAUCCAGCAGAUGUUCUUUCUGCAAAGACAUGGAGAACAGAUAAUGCAUUUAACUGGGUCUAUACUUUCCAUAGUUGUAAGAAAAAGAUCAACAAUACUGGCAGGGGUACUAAAGAUAGGCAUGUGCAGUCAGCGCAUAUGGUUGGACAGAUGCAGUUUUCUUGUUAUCUGUGCUCGGAAAUGAGAGAAAAUGGAUCAUUGGAUAACUGUACUGUGACAGAGUUCAUUUCAUAUGACAUUGCCCAGGCAAGAAGGAGCUUUGCUGUUGAAGAAAGAUCGAAAUGCUCUUCAGGUUUCAUUGAACCUUUCACUUCUGAAAACUCAAUGAUAGAUGGUCCUCUAGAGAGAAGUAUUUCAAUGGAGCACCAACUUCAUGCUAGACAUGCUGUCAGGAGCUGUGACUCAGAUGCUUCGACUUCUUACCCCUGGUCACUGAUGAAGGGGUUCCCUCAUCGCUGCUGGAUAGAUGGAGAUUUGGUGGAGGCUGUGAUUGUGGUGGCUGGGAUAUGGGCUGCCCGAUUGUUGUUUUUGGUAAUGCCAGUGCUGAUGAUUGGGCAGAAUGCUUAACAAUGGAAAAUCAAAAGCCCAUGGCUCUAUUUGUUCAGGGAACCAAAGAAAAGUUACCUGCACUAUCCAUGAUGGCUGAUGGAAAAGGACGGUAUUCAGUUGAUUUUCAUGCACAGUUAUCUGCAUUACAGGCAUUCUCAAUCUGCAUUGCUUUAUUGCACAGUUCAGAACUGUCUUUUGCUGUUGGGCAUGAAAAGAACAGACAGAGCCUAUAUUCUAAUUCGUUGAAGUUAAUCCUUGAGGAAGAUGCGAGGCACUUAAUUGAAGCAGUUGCAGUAGAAGAGAAAAGAAAAGCAAAGAAGAAAGUUGAACCAAUCCCUCCAUCUUUAUUCCUCGAUCCGCCUUUUUCUCCAAUGGGCCGAGUCUAGAUUGAGAGUGUUGUAUAGCAGUUGAAGUAGAUAACUCGUAAGUCCAGUUAAGGACUGCAUUGCUAAUUACAGUUUCAGCUUGCUAGAAUGUGCUACCAGUUCUAGCGGGGGAAUCCUUGGAUCAGUCACUGGGUAUGGUUGGACUUAGGUGGGGAGAAUAAUAUUCAAUUUAUUGUAACCCUUAUUCAUCAUAAUGUCGUGUGCCCGAUCAUGUCCAUAUUAUUUAUUUACAAGUGACGCCAAGAAAUAUCUUAUAUUGUUGAUAAGAAACAGGGUAGUGACUUUGUAAAGAGAAAGAAAGCAGACUGAAUUUAGAAUCAGAACUUAUCCAUCAACAGGAACAUGUAACAGAGUUUUGAGAAAUCCAUAUUUCUUUUAAAAAUAUGGAAUUCAGUGCCCCAUAUUCCAGAUAAUAUAUUUCAGUUUCCACCCAAA
This is a messenger RNA of Elaeis guineensis (African oil palm), 3167 nucleotides long. RefSeq lists its product as uncharacterized. Lineage: Eukaryota; Viridiplantae; Streptophyta; Magnoliopsida; Arecales; Arecaceae. The record is from RefSeq and is a predicted model, not a curated record.